Molecule: messenger RNA, 5862 nt
Organism: Coregonus clupeaformis (lake whitefish)
Lineage: Eukaryota; Metazoa; Chordata; Actinopteri; Salmoniformes; Salmonidae
Product: roquin-1
Exons: 20
Coding region: 242-3538 (1098 amino acids)
Molecular function (GO): metal ion binding
Source: RefSeq, a predicted model, not a curated record
GGCAGCAGCCAAGCUGCAUAGUCGACAUGGCGACCGAUAAAAUAACACAAGAUUUUCCUAAAGACAGAUAAAAGUAUUCUGGAAUGAGAUUUGUGACUUGACACGCAUCCACGAUGUGUGACAUUUGAAGAACAAUUGAGUUCGGAAGAAAAAUCUUGAUUCCAGUGGAAUCUUCCAAUAUUUUUUUUCUUUGUUAAAAAAACACUUGCACACACCCAACCCCUACACACACUGCCCAGCCAUGCCCGUGCAAGCCCCACAAUGGACAGAGUUCCUGCUGUGUCCCAUCUGCACUCAGACGUUCGAGGAGACGGUGCGGCGGCCCAUCUCGCUGGGCUGUGGUCACACAGUCUGCAAGAUGUGCCUGAACAAGCUGCACCGCAAGGCCUGCCCCUUCGACCAGACGGCCAUCGCCACCGACAUCGAGCAGCUGCCUGUCAACACAGCCCUGCUGCAGCUGGUGGGGGGACAGGUUCCCAAGGUCCAGCCGGUGGCCCUGAUCACCAGCCCAGAGGACUCGCAGCACUAUGAGGAGGCCAGGCAGUGUGUGGAGGAGCUGGCCCUCUACCUCAAACCCCUCAGCAACACCAGAGGGGUGGGUCUGAGCAGCACGACCCUGAGUAUGCUGAGUCGACCCAUGCAGAGGAAGCUGGUGACCCUGGUCCACUGUCAGCUGGUGGAGGAGGAGGGCCGGGUGCGGGCCAUGAGGGCAGCUAGGUCUCUGGGGGAGCGCACGGUCACAGAGCUCAUCCUGCAGCACCAGAACCCCCAGCAAUUGUCAUCCAAUUUGUGGGCCGCCGUCCGGGCCAGGGGCUGCCAGUUCUUGGGCCCAGCCAUGCAGGAGGAGGCUUUGAAGCUGGUGCUGCUGGCUCUGGAGGAAGGCUCAGCCCUGUCCAGGAAGGUCCUGGUACUGUUUGUGGUCCAGCGGCUGGAGCCACGCUUCCCCCAGGCCUCCAAAACCAGCAUAGGCCACGUGGUGCAACUCCUUUACAGGGCCUCCUGCUUUAAGGUGACCAAGCGUGACGAGGACUCGUCGCUGAUGCAGCUGAAGGAGGAGUUCCGGACGUACGAGGCACUGCGGCGCGAACACGACUCCCAGAUUGUCCAGAUCGCCAUGGAGGGCGGCCUCCGCAUCGCCCCUGACCAGUGGUCCUCCCUGCUCUAUGGGGACCAGUCACACAAGUCCCACAUGCAGUCCAUCAUCGACAAGUUGCAGACGCCGGCUUCGUUUGCCCAGAGCGUCCAGGAGUUGACCAUCGCCCUGCAGAGGACGGGCGACCCCGCCAACCUUAACCGCCUUCGACCACACCUGGAGCUCCUGGCCAACAUCGACCCUAGCCCCGAUGCCCCCCCUCCCACGUGGGAGCAGCUGGAGAAGGGUCUGGUGGCGGUGAAGACGGUGGUCCACGGCCUGGUGGACUUCAUCCAGAACCACAGCAAGAAGGGAGCUGACCCACAGCAGCCCCCCCAGCACAGUAAGUACAAGACUUACAUGUGUCGGGAUAUGAAGCAGAAGGGAGGCUGUCCCCGAGGAGCCAGCUGUACCUUCGCCCACUCUCAGGAGGAGCUGGAGAAGUACCGUAAAAUGAACAAGCGUUUGGUAGCUCGCCUCCCCGGCUCAUCUAGCCUGCUGUCUGACGACGGACUCUCUCUGGACAUGGGGGUGACCCGGAAACCCUCGCCCCUCACCAACGGCUCAGCCGUACCCUCUAUGCCCCAGCUCAUCGCUCGUGGCACUGACCUCGUGACCUACAACCUGUUGCGCAAGCCCAAGAUGGACGGUGGGAGCAACAGCGCCCCGGGAUCACCCCCUGACUCUCUGGACUCUGGGCCCAAACAAGGGUACCCCCAUGCCAUUGGCUACUCCAGGGGGCCAGGCGACCACAUGUCCAUGCCCAAACAGAUGCCCGGUAGCGUGGUGCCCCAGAUGUACCCCCAGCAGCAGCUACCUGAGAUGUACUACUCCGACUCUCGCCCCCCGCCCUCUGCUUCGCAGUACGAGCCCUCGCAGUAUCCCCAAGGUUACCCCUACCAGCAGCCCCCCCAGUACGCCCCCCAGCGCUACAUCCGCAACCCCCCUCCCCCCGGCGACCCCGCCGGACCCCCCUACCAGGACCCCGGCUACGGCCCACCCGAUCGCCCUUACCCGGCCCCCCACUCGGGCCCUCCCUUUUCCUACCCUCCCCCACCCCACUAUGACACCCGGGGCCGCCACGGCCCUUACCCCGGCCCCCCUCCUCCCCCUCAGCCCUACCCCUCGCAGAGGGACGACAUGGUCCGGAUGAGCCCCGCGCCCCUGGAAGGGCCCCCCUACCACCAGGAGCAGGCUGCCAGGGAGAGGUUCCCCCCAGAGGGAUACUACCCACCGGUGGCCCAGCCCCAAACCAUGAGGACCUACGUCAGGGAGCAGUACGGGCGCUCCUCCCAGCCCAGCCUAGACUACCUGCACCACCGCCGUAAGGAGCUGAUGGCCCAGCUGGAGGAGAGGAAGGUCAUCUCUCCCCCACCCUUCGCUGCUUCGCCCACCCUCCCUCACACCUUCCCCAGCGACUACCCCCAAGAGUAUGGGGAGGAGAGCUCCAAAGCCUUUGGGAAGUACAGGGAGCCGGACUACGCGGGCCAGUACUCUCCCUGGUCCUGUGACACCAUCGUCUCCUACAUCGGCACCAAGGACUCCAAGCCCAAAGACGUCAUGGCGCCCGGCGCCAUGGAGAUGAUGAAUGUGGACGGUAAAGGUAGGCGGGGGGAGCCCUCCAUGGAGGCCCAGGUCAGGCGGGGGACGGAGGUGAAGGACGACGACCCCAUCAUCCCCUUCGGCCCCCAGCCCACUGUGUCGCGCUUCGGGGCCAUCUCACGCACCUCCAAGACAGGCUACCAGACGACAGGCCCCAUGCAGGCCUCCGCCCAGGGACACAACCCCAAGCACAUGGCCAUAGCCGCGGAGUACUCCUAUGGGAACCACGGAGGCUGGGGCGGAGCCUCCUACCCCUCCCACCAGACUGGCUCCUCCUCUCAGGGACACUUCAGUGAAAGGCUGCCUAUGCCAACUCAGGACAGAGAGCAGCUGAAGACUGAGCUCCAACAGGUCAACCAGCAGAUCAACCAACAGUCCCAGAUCCACGGCAUGGAGCUCUCCCAGCCAGGUCAGAACCAGGGCCAGCAGGGGGGGAAGUGGCCUGGUUCCAGCAGCGCUGCCUCAGUGUCCAGCGAACAGCUCAGCAUGGAGCUCCACCAGGUGGAGAGGGAGAUCGGCAAGAGGACCCGCGAGAUAGCCAUGGACAGCCAGGUGCCUCAUGAGGUCCAGUACAAGAAGAAGACUGCUGAGAAUGGCCAGCAGGACCACAAGGCCCAGCUGGAGGAAAUUGCGCUGGCCCUGGGUGAGGUGUCGAAUGGCUCCAGUGGUCUAGGGCAGAGCGGCGGUGUGGGCGGAGCCAUGCUGUCACUGACCACUAAGGCGUCAUCGCUUAGCCUGUGUUCUGAGCCAGGGCCCGGGGGCUCAGAGCUGCAGAAGAACGGUGUGGUCCAUUCCUGCUCCUAGACCACACACACUGUGACACACACGACAAACACACUCUCAGACCCUUUGGUCUGAAGCAUGCACACAUACUCGUUUUAUUUAGAAGAUGAGCAGUAUCUGCCGUGAUAUGAAUUUUCUUUUUGUUCUGUGAAUGAGCUUCUUUUUUUUUAUUUGGGUGUGACUUUCAUCGCCUGGAAACCAGGGCAUUUGAUGACAUUUCUUUCACUUGUCGUUUUUCUUUUCUGGGACUACAAAAUAAGGCUCUCAAAGUAUAUCUGUCAAAGAAAGCAGAUGAUAAUGACGAUAGUAGUGAUAAUGAUGAUAAUUGUUCAAAGAAGCCUAUCCCCCCUACAUAGAAAUCACAUACCAAGACUCGUAGUGGAUCGAAGGGUAGAGUAUUUCUCAAUUCUCCCCCUCUAUUUUUGUGCCAAUUACCAGGUACCCUAAGGGUAAGCAACUUGCAGGGACCUGUGAAAUGUAAACGUUCAAUUUCGUAACCAACUUAGUAUCGGAUCCUAACUCAAGUUAUGGUCGUUUUGGUCUUAUGUACAACAUAACAAUAUCAGAAGUCUUGGUGUUUUACGACGUAGUUAUGUCAGCUGUCAUAAGUAUCACGUAAGUGUCUGUUAUACUUCAUUAUAACCUGAUAUGACACGUUGUUUCUUUCUGAUACCUUUGACAGCUUACGUAGGCAUUCUAACUAACAUUUAGUCAGUGUAGUAACCGUUCUGUUCGCGUUCAGUAAUAAAGGUGUAACCGCUAGUGUUCAGGAAUAUGCCACCCCCCAGAAUCGUAAGAUGUCGUUGACCAGAUGAGGGGGGAAAGGGAGAGCGAAAACAUUCCACCAACGUUCAGUCAACCCUCAGAGCCAAACAAGACUGUGUCGCUUCAAGCCACAUGAGACCACAUGCCGUUUUUAACCCGCCAUGAGAAGUGUGAUUUUAUUAGUGCAUUUUAUGAAUACAUCAUAUGUCUGUUUCAUACUUGAAAAGCAGUAUCUUAUUAACCAAAGCAUUCUGUUUUAAAGAUUGCAAAAUGAAUCUUUUUGAUAAUGAGCUUUUCUCAUGUUUUCUAUAAGGGAACAUACUAUGUGCUUCUCGUGGGAUGUGGUGUGACUUGCUGCGGAAAUGUCUUGUUUGCACUUUGAUGGGCUGGAAUUCAAUCAAACUUGCAGUGUGGGAAUGCAAAUUCCAGGGAGUGUAACAAAACAUGCAUUUUCACAUUGUAGGAAGGACAUUUUCCAUGGUGCGAGAGAUUGAAUCCCCUCCCAGUGUGAAUUGAAUCAUAUGGGGUGAUUGGUGUUUUUGUUCCUCGUCUUCCUCAGAGCUCCUCAUCCGGUCAUUGAAAAGGCCUCCCCAUUGGGAUUAUCUUGUCAUUGGUUCUCCUUUACUUCUAUGAAGUUGCGUUCCCUUGUUAUUUUUUUUCCGCUUGCAUAAAUCACGAUUAAGGGGCUGUGGCCUGCCUGAACGCUAGUCUGUAAUUGGAGGGGAAGUAAAAUUGUUGAAUAUGCUAAUUUUUGGUCUUAAUGUGUAAAAAUUGUCUGUAGUCUGCCAAACAGUCAUUUCAAUGGUUUGUGCAUCAAUAUCAACAAUGAAAGAGUAGCGAAGUGUCUUAAAUAAUUUAGUAAUUCUACAGGUUUAAAAAAAAAUCCUCCUAUCCCUUUUGUGUUUUUAACCGCACACUAUUAGUUCAUUUUAGAACAAGUCUGUAUCAAGACACAUAUUGAGGGUAUCUUAGUACAUUCAAAACCCAGAACCUUGGGCUACACGUGUUAGGUUUAAAGCAAGCAGCCAGAGUGUCUUGCCCCUCAAAAAGCCUCUACCCAAAGUCUUGACCUUUAUUGAUAUUUUUCACAAUCUAGUUUUCUGGUAUUAUUAUCAUUAUUAUUGCUGUCCCUGUCAUUGAAAUGAUUUAUCGCUGAUGCUCGUUAAGGAGCUCUCUGCCUUUUGUAAACAAUCGUCAUGAUUGGCCAUUGAAAAAACCUGCGCUGAAACGCAAAGAGGUGUGUCCCAGUGCUCAAACGGUUAAGAAUGCAUGGAUACAGGUGGCGAUCAGGUUUCAAAAUUUGGGAUUGGAAAAAACGUUCAGCUUUUUGUCUGGGUAGGUGGUAGGUGGGUGUUGAUGGAAGUUAAAGUUGGGAGCCAGGGUCAGUUUUAAGGUUUUCGUUUUUUUCCAACCACACUUCAUGCCUCUUGGGCUGCUCUUUGCUACAGUUUAUUGUUUAGGUACACAACUCACUUAUACAUAUGAGUAUGUAUACAUACAUUAAUAUACUAAGCACUAUUAACGUGCCACCUCUUCUACUCGCUCAGCAUUUAUAUUAAAUGAUCUCUACUUAGAAUCAG